Penicillium macrosclerotiorum is the source of this 3198-nucleotide messenger RNA. RefSeq names its product acetyl-CoA synthetase-like protein. Lineage: Eukaryota; Fungi; Ascomycota; Eurotiomycetes; Eurotiales; Aspergillaceae. The record is from RefSeq and is a predicted model, not a curated record. The transcript is spliced from 2 exons. The coding region runs from base 1 to 3198 and encodes 1065 amino acids.
AUGACCAAGAACAUGAACGUCUUCGGUACGAUCACAGACUCGGACAAUCACCCGCUCCAUGGGGGCGAGUGUGGGAAGCGCCUAAUGCCCCAUGUCAUCGACGCAACGGCUAUCGCGACGCCAGACGUCGAAUGCUUGUCCGUCCCCCGGACGCAUGGCAACCCCCUUGACGGCUGGAAGCCUGUGAGCUGGGCGCAAGUCGCCAACGCCGUCAACUACAUAGCUCACCUGCUGAUCGAGCAGGCUGGAGUGCCAACGCCUGGUACUUUUCCCACAAUUGCAUACAUCGGGCUUGAAGACCCGCGCUACGUGCUCUUUAUCAUGGGCGCAAUCAAGGCCGGGUAUAAGGCUCUGUUCAUCUCGCCACGGAAUUCUGUCGAGGCUCAGGUGAACCUGUUUGACAAGACGGAUUGCAAUCUCUUAUACCAUGACCAGACGCUGGCAUCGAUGGUCAGGCCGUGGGUCGCCGGACGGUCUGGGAUGAAGAGCAUCACAAUCCCUCCCUGGGAACAGUGGGUGACCACGCCGGUCGCCCCAUUCCCGUAUACAAAGACCUUCGCCGAGGCCGAAUGGGACCCGUUUGUGGUACUUCAUACGAGCGGUAGCACGGGUCUACCCAAGCCAGUCAUAAUUCCCCAGGGCAAGCUGGCCCUGAACGACCUGCAUCGCUAUGUUCCCGAGUACAAUGGGAACAUGCCAUGGUUGCCGACAUGGGCGAAAUUCGAUAAUCCGCGGUACCUCUGCACCUGUCCUCUGUUCCAUACCGCGGGAAUUAUGCCCACAGUUUUGUCGGGCAUUUACUACAGCACUCCGGUUAUAUUUCGCGAUCCGUCGGUUCCGCUCACGGGGGAUAACGUGGUUGAGUGGUUGCAGAAUUCCGGCGCGACGUAUACAGUCCUGCCCCCAGCGAUCCUAGAGCAGAUGUCACGUUCACAAGCAGCGCUCGACGAGAUGAAGAAGUUGCAGGUUGUGGCCUUUGGAGGAGGCCCAAUCGCGCCCGCUGCAGCGGCCGCACUGCUCAGCAACGAAAUCAAGCUAGUCAACGCCAUCGGGGCUACCGAGUACAUCUAUAUGCCAUACUACACGCAGCCAGACUCAUCCCUCUGGGAGUGGUUCAUCGUCCCGUCAGAGUUGUUGGGUAUCGAGUGGCGGCCCUUUGGCGAAGACACAUAUGAGCAAGUCUUCAUUAGGCAGAAGAAACAUCCAGGACUGCAGGGUUGCUUUUACGUCUUUCCUGAACUAGACGAAUACAGCACAAGCGACCUCUAUCGCCCGCAUCCGACUUUACCAAACCACUGGACCUACGUGGGUCGCGCCGACGACAUUAUCGUUUUCUCCACCGGCGAGAAACUCAACCCCACGACUAUAGAAGGAGCGGUGAUCGGACAUCCGGGGGUCCUAGGUGCGCAAGUUGUGGGUUCGGGACAGUUCCAUGCUGCGCUGCUGAUUGAGCCGGCGCAUUAUCCGGUAAAUGAGGGGGAGAAGCAGCGGUUCCUCGACGAUGUUUGGCCGGUUAUCGAGAAGAUCAAUGAGGAGACUGUCGCGCAUGGUCGCAUCUUGCGUGACUAUGUCUUUUUGUCUGACCCAGCACGACCGUUUCCACGGGCUGGCAAGGGCACAAUCCAGCGUGCCAUGGCUGUAAAGCUCUACGCAGACGACGUUCGCCGCAUCUUUGAAUCCAGCUCCGAUACCAACAGCGUCCCAGCCGCAGGCAUGGAGCUCGAUUUCAGCUCAGAUACAGCUCUUGCGGAGGGAAUCCGGAAUUUGGUGCAAUUGACGCUGAAUUUGCCUGCACUGGGGGGUGAUGAUGAUUUCUUUGCUGCGGGCGUCGACUCGCUGCAGGUUCUCCAGCUGACACGGGUGUUGAGCGCUAGUGUCAAGGAGACCAUUGAGGCGAGGAGUAUCUAUAAUUACCCAACCAUCACCCAGCUCAGUUCCUUCAUCAAUUCUCUAGCAGGAUCUAGUUCUAAGGGAACUGCCCUUACAAGCACUGAGACCGACACUCUGGCCCUAUGCUCAGCCCUUGUCGAAAGAUACACGCAGAACCUCCCUCCACCUAACCCCAAGAAACCACUUCCCGCGGCCACAAACCAAACCAUUAUCAUCACUGGCACAACUGGAACUCUAGGCUGCUACCUUCUUGACUUCGCCAUUGCAAACCAGAACAUCACAAAAAUUUACUGCUUCAACCGAACGCCCGACGCACGCGAGCGCCAGCUCGCUACAAGCAGCGCUCGCGGCCUUUGCACCGACUUCCCACCAUCCCGUGUCGAAUUCUUAACCGUCGACCUCUCCUCCUCAGCUACAUUCAACCUGCCCGAAGAGAUCGCUAUUUGCCUCGCGAGUACAGUCGACCGCAUAAUUCACAACGCCUGGCCCGUAGACUUCAAUCAAUCUAUCGCGUCCUUCGAACCACACCUUUGUGGUGUCCGACAUCUCAUCGACUUCGCCGCUGCCGCCGUCAAAAAUAUCCCUAUCACGUUUGUUUCGUCCAUCAGCUCGGUCGAGAGAUGGCCCGAGCCAGGUCUCAUUCCCGAACAACCUCUUUCAGACUUCACCUACGCCUCCCAGAUGGGCUACGGCCAAUCGAAGCUUGCCGCAAGCCUGAUACUCGAUACGGCAGCGACAGAAUCGUUAGUGCCACGGAAUAUCGUCCGCGUGGGCCAGAUCGCCGGUCCCCGGGCCGAACAGGGUCAAUGGAACCCACGUGAGUGGCUUCCGAGUCUUAUUCGGAGCUCACUAUCCCUAGGUCUUCUGCCGGGCGAGCUUGGAGUGCUAGGUAGUUUGGGAUGGGCGCCUGUGGAGGACAUUGCGGGUGUUGUUUUGGAGGUCACUACUGGCCAAGAUGGCAAUGGCGGGUACUUUCACGCGGUGAAUCCGAACCUUCCAGACUGGAAGGGGGUUAUUGUCCCCGCGAUAACGGAUUUCUAUGGAAGCAGGAUUCAGCGCGUUGUGAGCUUGGAAGAGUGGGUGAAUGCGUUAGAGAAAAGCGCAGUUGGUGAGGUGGAUCUGGAAAAGAAUCCGGGCGUGAAGCUUCUAGAUACGUAUCGUUUUGCGUCUACGAAGGCGACAAACGGCGAGACUGCUAGUGCAGGCUUUGCUACGGAACGAACGGGACAGGCGAGCGAGACGAUGCGGCGAAUGGGGCCGGUGACGGCAGAGUUAAUGAAGAGGUGGUGUGAGCAGUGGCAGUUCUAA